Molecule: messenger RNA, 531 nt
Organism: Lepus europaeus (European hare)
Lineage: Eukaryota; Metazoa; Chordata; Mammalia; Lagomorpha; Leporidae
Product: ribonuclease 2B-like
Exons: 2
Coding region: 49-531 (160 amino acids)
Biological process (GO): chemotaxis; innate immune response in mucosa
Molecular function (GO): RNA nuclease activity; nucleic acid binding
Source: RefSeq, a predicted model, not a curated record
CCAGCUGGGUCUGUUCUCACAGGAGCUUCUGCACAGAGACUGGGAAACAUGGCUUCAAAGCUGGACAAUUUCCAACUAUGUCUCUUGCUGUUGCUGGGGAUCUUAGGAACAGCUGUGUCAUUCCAGGCCAUCCCUCGUAAUUUAACCCCAGCUCAGUGGUUUGCAAUUCAGCACAUAAAGAUGGCCAGGAGCAUUGCAUGUGGCAGUGCAAUGCGGGUAGUAAACAGUUACACAGGACACUGCAAAGGCAAGAACACUUUUCUUAAUAUAACUUUCAGCGAUGCUGUGGAUACUUGUGUUCACACCCCAAAAAUGCGCUGCCUGAGAAGCUCCAGGACAAAUUGCCAUCAGAGCUCACGCCGGGUACCGUUAACAGACUGUAUCCUGACCAGAAAUGCAAAGGACUACAGGAAUUGCACAUAUAGAAAGUUAACAAAAAAUAAAUCCUAUGUAAUUGCUUGUGCCUACAAAUCUCCGAAGGAUUCUCCUGUAUUCCCAAUAGUUCCGGUUCACUUAGAUGGGACAGUGUAG